This is a messenger RNA of Amaranthus tricolor (Joseph's coat), 312 nucleotides long. RefSeq lists its product as uncharacterized. The transcript has 2 exons. The record is from RefSeq and is a predicted model, not a curated record. The coding region runs from base 1 to 312 and encodes 103 amino acids. NCBI's taxonomy places the organism in Eukaryota, Viridiplantae, Streptophyta, Magnoliopsida, Caryophyllales, Amaranthaceae.
AUGAAGAUACCCUUCUUGAAGGCCAUGGAACAAAUGCCUGAAUAUGCUAAGUACCUGAAAACUCUCUUAGGGAACAAGAAGAAGCGUGGGGACGAAAAAGUAAAAGCUAAAGGACCCUUUGUGAUCCCGGUUACCCUUGGAAAACUCAAUUCUAAAGGAGCACUUGCUGACCUUGGGGCCUCCAUUAGCCUCAUGCCGAUGUCCAUUGCCAAGAAACUAACUUUUGAGCUCAAGCCAAUUAAGAAUACCAUCCAACUGGCCGACCGAAGCAUAAAACUGCUUUGUGGGGAGUUCGAGGACCUCCCAAUCUAA